Messenger RNA from Anisakis simplex (herring worm), 381 nucleotides. The record is from the annotation of a GenBank genome assembly. NCBI's taxonomy places the organism in Eukaryota, Metazoa, Nematoda, Chromadorea, Rhabditida, Anisakidae.
AUGUGUGAUGAUGCAGAUUUAAUAUUGGUUCCGUAUAAUUAUGUUGUCGAUGCUCGCUUGAGAAAAUCUCAUGAAAUUAAUAUUGAAGGCAAUGUUGUGAUUUUUGAUGAAGCACACAAUCUGGAAUCAGUUUGCGAAGAGAGUGCAUCGUACUCUUUCACAUCAAAACAACUUAGUAAGUGCAUCAAGGAAGCGAAAACUGUUUUGAAAUCAGUUAUGGAGGAUGAGGAGGAAAUAAGAUCGAAAAUGGUUAUUAUUUUUUGUUAUUUUCAAGCAGAGGAAUACCAUCAGCGAGAGAUUCUCGUUCGUUGGAUUUCGAAAAUUUUCAUAUUGUACUUUUGUACUUUUCUCAGAAAUGCAUCCUCACAUUGCUCAUCGUAA